AUAGAAAAUGCCCCCCGCCGCAGCAAGCAAUCUAGACUACACCCCACCAGAUGGAGGUUGGGGCUGGGCUGUCGUCUUUGGUUCUUUCAUCUCCAUAGGAUUCUCCUACGCCUUUCCCAAGUCGCUGACCAUCUACUUUAAGGAAAUUCAGGAAUAUUUUUCGGUUUCCUACAGCCAGAUUGCCUGGGUGUCCUCUGUCAUGCUCGCCUCCAUGUAUGCAGGAGGACCUGUGAGCAGUAUUCUUGUCAACCGUUAUGGCAGCAGACCUGUGGUUAUGGUUGGUGGGGUCAUGGUUAGUACUGCCAUGGUCCUUGCUUCUUUUGGCCGUACAAUCAUACAUCUGUAUCUUUGUGUUGGAGUGAUUGGAGGUCUUGGCCUUGCCUUCAACCUGCAGCCGGCUCUGACAAUCAUUGGUACCUACUUCCAGGUCAAAAGGCCAAUGGCAAACGGGCUUGCUAUGACGGGAAGUCCAGUUGUUCUUUCCACUCUGGCUCCUCUCAAUCAGUUUCUGUUUGAUUGUUUUGGCUGGAGAGGGAGCUUCCUCAUCCUGGGAUCCAUUGUUUUGAACUGCUGUGUGGCUGGUUCUUUGAUGCGACCAGUAAACAAAAAUGCCCUACCAAAGCUAAAGGCUGAACCAUCGGAGUGUAACGGGCCCGCUGCUGAGGAAGCUGCCAGUGCACCAUCAGCUAACCUUUUGACUGAGGAAAAUCAAAGUGAGAGCAGGAGUCAGGGCUGUGUGGACAAACUCAUUGAUGUCUCUCUUUUCCGACACAGGGGCUUCCUCAUUUACCUUGUUGGCAAUGUGGUCAUGUUUUUUGGCUUUUUCGCACCUGUGGUUUUCCUGGCUCCAUACGCCAAACAUCAAGGGAUGGAUGAUUAUUCAGCUGCCUUCUUGCUCUCUAUUUUUGCUUUAGUGGACAUGUUUAUCAGACCAGCAACUGGCCUCCUAGGCAACACUAAGUGGAUCAGACCAAGGAUCCAAUACUUUUUCAGCUUUGCUGUUUCCUACAAUGGUGUGUGCCACCUUUUAUGUCCACUGGCGGAUGGAUAUGUGGGUCUGGUUGUUUACGCUGUCUUCUUUGGUUUGGCAUUUGGGAUGGUUUCUGCUCUGCUCUUUGAAGUUCUGAUGGACCUUGUUGGGGCUCAUCGAUUUUCCAGUGCAGUUGGACUCGUCACCAUCAUAGAAUGUGGGCCAGUGCUUCUUGGACCUCCAAUUUCAGGAGCUCUGGUUGAUAUAUAUGGGGACUAUAAAUACAUGUACUACGCGUGUGGAGUGUUUAUGCUGGUGCCUGGCAUAUUUUUCUUCAUCAUGCAUUACUACAACUACAAGAAGCUGGACGAGGAGCGGAGGCAGGCAGUGGCUGUGGAUAUGAGGACUUGUGAAGAGGCAGUGGAACUUAAAACAAGCCAGGAUGAGAAAACAACGCAUGAAACGGAUGGAUAAACUUGCUGACUCUGAUUCCAUUAUAAGUGGAAGAUGACCCCACAGAGGCCUUGCAGCAGGGCAUACAGUAUAUGGGGUAUUAUUGAUAAAAAAUAUAUUUUCUACUUUGGAUGAGGUUGUUGGACUCUUUGGACUUUUGUUACAUACUUUUAGAUCAGCAUUUGGUAUUUUAAUGGGUAUUUUAUGUGUGUUAUUAUUAUUAGAUUAUGUGGCAAACAUAAACUCUUAAGGGCUUCAUUCAUAAAUCAUCAGGCAACACCUCCAGUACAAUUAUCGUAAUGUCUCUAUAAACAUUUACAAUUCCUAUUUGUUUCUUUAGUGGCUGAAUAAAUAGUAAUUUUCCUGGGGGACUGAUAUGAAAUAAUGAGUCAAAACCUCCAUGGAGCCAGUCCACAGCUGUUUAUUAUCCUACUUUUCCACUAGAUGGCACUAGUCACUCUAAUGUGAGAACUAAAGGUGCUGCACAUGCUUCUCAUUAAACUGGAAUUUAACAAAGGAUAUCUUCAUUGGUGUUUUGGGUUUUUACAGCAUAGCUUUCAAAGUCUGGGUCGUGACCCUCCCAUGAGCCUCCAGAUCUAAUGACUAAGGGUCGCUAAAGGCACAGCAAUUAAAAAAUGAGAAAUGAAAUGGCUGUUGUAAAGACUACGGAAUAUUUCUCUUAGAAUACCUGCCCUGAAGCCCCCCUCAU
Molecule: messenger RNA, 2132 nt
Organism: Labrus bergylta (ballan wrasse)
Lineage: Eukaryota; Metazoa; Chordata; Actinopteri; Labriformes; Labridae
Product: monocarboxylate transporter 2-like
Biological process (GO): transmembrane transport; monocarboxylic acid transport
Cellular component (GO): plasma membrane
Molecular function (GO): monocarboxylic acid transmembrane transporter activity
Source: RefSeq, a predicted model, not a curated record